This is a messenger RNA of Saccharomyces cerevisiae S288C, 2775 nucleotides long. RefSeq names its product telomere-binding protein CDC13 (gene CDC13). Gene Ontology annotation, molecular function: single-stranded telomeric DNA binding; DNA binding. Gene Ontology annotation, cellular component: chromosome, telomeric region. NCBI's taxonomy places the organism in Eukaryota, Fungi, Ascomycota, Saccharomycetes, Saccharomycetales, Saccharomycetaceae. Bases 1 to 2775 code for a protein of 924 amino acids. The transcript has a single exon. Gene Ontology annotation, biological process: telomere maintenance. The record is from RefSeq and is marked reviewed.
AUGGAUACCUUAGAAGAGCCUGAGUGUCCUCCACAUAAAAAUCGUAUUUUUGUGAGCUCGAGUAAAGAUUUUGAAGGCUAUCCCAGCAAAGCAAUAGUUCCCGUGCAAUUCGUGGCGCUUUUAACCUCAAUACACCUGACUGAAACAAAAUGUUUGCUAGGCUUUUCUAAUUUUGAGAGGCGAGGAGAUCAAUCCCAAGAAGAUCAAUAUUUAAUCAAACUGAAGUUCAAAGAUAGGGGCUCGGAGAGGUUAGCCCGGAUCACUAUUUCCUUACUUUGCCAAUACUUUGAUAUUGAACUGCCAGAUUUAGAUUCUGACUCAGGCGCAUCCCCAACAGUAAUACUGAGAGAUAUUCACCUUGAAAGGUUAUGUUUUUCAAGUUGUAAAGCUUUAUAUGUAUCAAAACACGGGAACUAUACUCUAUUCUUAGAGGACAUAAAACCGUUGGAUUUGGUAAGUGUGAUAAGCACCAUAUCUACAAAAUCGACAAAUAGCAGCAAGCAUUCGUCAUCAGAACUUAUUUCAGAAUGUGAUUUGAACAACUCACUUGUGGAUAUCUUCAACAAUUUAAUAGAAAUGAAUAGAGACGAGAAAAACAGGUUUAAAUUUGUAAAGUUGAUUCACUACGAUAUAGAACUAAAAAAGUUCGUUCAAGACCAACAAAAGGUAUUAUCGCAGAAAUCAAAAGCCGCAGCAAUUAAUCCUUUCUUUGUGCCAAAUAGACUAGGGAUACCUUACAUUGAAUCCCAAAACGAAUUCAACUCGCAGCUUAUGACGCUUAAUGUAGAUGAACCGACCACAGAUAUAAGCAACAUGGGAGAGGAAAUGCAUGACAGCGCAGAUCCCAUUGAGGAUUCAGAUUCCUCAACUACCUCCUCUACCGGGAAAUAUUUCAGCUCAAAAUCCUACAUCCAGUCACAGACACCUGAAAGGAAAACAAGCGUACCAAAUAAUUGGCACGAUGAUGAUUCCGGAAGCAAGAGGAAGAGAAAGCUUUCUUUCCACAGUCCGAACGCGUCCUCAAUCCGCAAAGCCAUCAGUUAUGAGCAACUUUCCCUAGCUAGUGUAGGCUCAGUUGAAAGGUUAGAGGGCAAAAUUGUUGGCAUGAAUCCACCUCAAUUCGCCAGUAUAAAUGAGUUCAAAUAUUGCACAUUGAAAUUAUAUUUUACGCAGCUCUUACCAAAUGUCCCAGACAAGGUCCUGGUGCCAGGCGUCAAUUGCAUUGAGAUCGUUAUCCCGACGAGAGAGCGAAUCUGUGAGCUCUUCGGUGUUUUAAACUGUCAAAGCGACAAGAUAUCGGAUAUUUUACUACUGGAAAAGCCUGAUCGAAUUUCCGUCGAAGUUGAAAGGAUCCUGUGGGACAAUGACAAGACCGCCAGCCCAGGUAUGGCAGUAUGGAGUUUGAAGAACAUUAGCACCGACACGCAGGCGCAGGCGCAGGUGCAGGUGCCUGCGCAAUCGUCGGCGUCAAUCGAUCCGUCUCGCACAAGGAUGAGCAAAAUGGCAAGGAAAGACCCCACCAUCGAAUUCUGUCAGUUGGGACUCGACACUUUUGAGACCAAAUACAUAACAAUGUUUGGCAUGCUAGUCUCCUGCUCGUUUGAUAAACCUGCCUUUAUAUCUUUUGUCUUUAGCGAUUUUACCAAGAACGAUAUCGUCCAAAACUAUCUUUACGACAGAUAUCUAAUAGAUUACGAGAACAAGUUAGAGCUGAACGAGGGCUUCAAAGCCAUCAUGUACAAAAACCAAUUCGAAACGUUUGACUCUAAGCUCAGAAAAAUAUUCAACAACGGGCUAAGAGAUCUACAGAACGGCCGCGAUGAAAACCUUUCGCAAUACGGCAUAGUUUGUAAGAUGAAUAUAAAAGUGAAAAUGUACAACGGCAAAUUGAAUGCCAUUGUGCGCGAAUGUGAGCCGGUCCCGCAUUCCCAAAUAAGCAGCAUCGCCUCGCCUUCACAGUGCGAACAUUUAAGAUUGUUCUACCAACGAGCGUUCAAGAGAAUUGGCGAAUCCGCAAUUUCACGCUAUUUCGAAGAGUACCGGAGGUUUUUCCCCAUACAUAGAAACGGUUCUCAUCUCGCGAAACUGAGGUUCGAUGAAGUAAAGCAUGAACCAAAAAAAUCACCCACUACACCAGCUCUCGCAGAACACAUACCCGACCUGAAUGCAGACGUGUCCUCCUUCGAUGUAAAGUUCACAGAUAUAUCUUCUCUCUUGGACUCCUCGGCUCGCCUCCCGCGCCCACAGCAAACACACAAGAGCAACACAUUAUACAGUUGCGAGGGCCGUAUCAUCGCCAUCGAGUACCACGCAUCUGAUCUCUGCUUCCAUAUCACGAAUGAGCUCCCACUUUUACAAACCCGCGGCUUGGCCCCGGAGCGAGUGUUGCAACUACACAUCAUUACCUCCAAGAACUUUGCUUAUUUUUUCAACCGCUCAAGCGCCUACUUACAGCGUCAGCCUCUUGAGGAAAAAUAUACGCAAUUGGCACAAUUUCUCGGCCAUUCAUUUAAAUUCAAUAUAACCUCCUCGCUCACGCUGUUCCCUGACACUACCGUGGCACUCCAGAUCUGGUGCCCAAUUGAAUGCACCUUUCGGGAAUUGCAACAACAGCUGGCCCAUCCGAAGGUUGCAGCGGCUCCUGAUUCAGGGAGUCUUGAUUGCGCAAUUAAUGCUACCGUCAAUCCUCUGCGACUUCUUGCCGCGCAAAAUGGCGUCACCGUGAAAAAGGAGGAGGAUAAUGACGAUGACGCCGGAGCCGUUCCCACCUCGUAA